CACUCCCAAAUCCCAUCUCGCAAAAAAAUCCCCAAAUCUUCCUCCUCCCAAAUCCCUCGAAUCCUCCGCGCCUCGGGCAAGCUCUAGGUCGUCGUCGCAGCAGCAGCCAUGUCGGGCCGCGGCAAGGGAGGCAAGGGCCUGGGCAAGGGCGGCGCGAAGCGCCAUCGGAAGGUGCUCCGCGACAACAUCCAGGGCAUCACGAAGCCGGCGAUCCGGAGGCUGGCGAGGAGGGGCGGCGUGAAGCGCAUCUCCGGGCUGAUCUACGAGGAGACCCGCGGCGUGCUCAAGAUCUUCCUCGAGAACGUCAUCCGCGACGCCGUGACCUACACGGAGCACGCCCGCCGCAAGACCGUCACCGCCAUGGACGUCGUCUACGCACUCAAGCGCCAGGGCCGCACCCUCUACGGCUUCGGCGGCUGAGCCCCUGGCUCCCGCCCGCGUCCUGUGUGUCGCGUGCAGGCGCAAGCUGGGGUUCCUGAUGGGUUAGAGAAGUUGAUGUGCUGGGUUCUGUCCUGUGCCUAGCUGCGUUGUAAUGGUGAAGUAUGGUAGCCUAUCAAUUGAAUGAAUGGAUGUUCUGAGGUAUGAUUCGUGUU
Molecule: messenger RNA, 593 nt
Organism: Panicum virgatum (switchgrass)
Lineage: Eukaryota; Viridiplantae; Streptophyta; Magnoliopsida; Poales; Poaceae
Product: histone H4
Exons: 2
Coding region: 109-420 (103 amino acids)
Biological process (GO): nucleosome assembly
Cellular component (GO): nucleosome
Molecular function (GO): protein heterodimerization activity; DNA binding; structural constituent of chromatin
Source: RefSeq, a predicted model, not a curated record